AUGCUGCGCGAAGAAGGAUUGGCCGAGGGCCAUGACGCGCAACCCACCGGCAAGUUCUGGUCCAUGGUCGGCGGCUUAUCGGGCGGGGCGAUGGGCUUCAUCGUGGCGAAUUUCCCCGGCGCGCUCGCUGGAGCGGUGGCGGGGAACCGCUUGGGUGCCGUCCGCGAUGCGAGGGGGAAGUCGGUGUACGCCGUCUUUCAGGAGUUGCCGCAGGCGGAUAAGGCGAGGCUGUUGAGUGAGUUGGCCGGCAAGGUCUUUACUACUGUGACUAGCGGGGCGACGUAG
Messenger RNA from Endocarpon pusillum Z07020, 285 nucleotides. RefSeq lists its product as uncharacterized. Lineage: Eukaryota; Fungi; Ascomycota; Eurotiomycetes; Verrucariales; Verrucariaceae. The transcript has a single exon. Bases 1 to 285 code for a protein of 94 amino acids. The record is from RefSeq and is a predicted model, not a curated record.